CCAAGCCGCAAGAAAAAUAAAAGCCCUGGACUUCCCCUCGAACACCAACUUCCAUUUCAACUUAGGGCAAACAGACAAUUUGUCCAAAGGUAGAGGCUUACGAACUUCCUGUGGUUCAGAUUUCUAACAGAGCUUGUACGAGUUGCUCAUCCUGGCGCCCGGAGAGCGGAGUGAGCAGAGGUGAGUCCAGAGGACUCAGGGACAGGGCACUUUCCAGACGACCGAACCAGCGAUUGCCUGGCUUCCAGAAGGCAGAGGAGCACAGUGGUAAGAGCCUGACCCUCAAGUCAGACUACCUGGGUGCGAGUUCUGCCUCUGCUGCUUUCUAACUAUGUGACCAAAGGUGAGAGCAGUCCACCAUAAUGGAACCCAAACCUCAGAAGAGUCCAGGUACCCCAGGCAAACCAUUUCCGUUUCAUUUUGAAAAUGAAGUCUGCAAGCAAGAUUACUUCAUUAAAUCACCGCCCCCUGCACUUUUCUUCUCUGCGGGCUCUUGGAAAAAGCGAUUUUUUGUCCUGUCAAAGCGCAGGGAAUCGGGCUUUACUCUUUUCUAUUACAAAGACCAUCAGCAACGAGGGGCCAUUGAACUUGACCAAAACUCCAGUGUCGAGGUUGGCAUAAGUAGCCAUGAAAAAAUGCAAGCUGUCCAGAAGAUGUUUAAAUGCCACCCUGAGGAGGUGAUGUCCAUCCGAACCGCCAGCAGGGACUACUUCCUCAUCGCCCAUAACAGGGAGAAGAUUGAAGACUGGGUCUCUGCCAUGUCCUCGCUCUGCUGGAACAGGCCCGCAGCGCACCUGAGGACGGAGGUCACUCUCCAUCUCGGCCACACUACCAGGGCGGACACCACUCUCUUCCUCAGACAAACAAUGGAGUGUGUCUCGCAGAAUGAUAAAGGACCUUCUUCAGACCCCAGUCCGCUCCUUGAUGCUGCUAGUACACUGGAGGCUGACAGCUCCGCUUCAAGAGCCCGUCUUCCAAACACGCAUGUCGUGGGAAAAGGUUCUCCAGGAAGAAAGCAAGCUCCUCUUCCACAAGAUUUCUCUUCAGAGACCACAGAAGAUAAGAAAGAAAAGAAUUAUUAUCUCAGUCCCCGAAAUGUCCUUUUAGAGUUGGAUAAAAUUAUUGAGUCCAAUUAUUCUGAUGAAUCCACUGAACCUGGUAGUCCAGACAAGGUCUUGAAGAGAACUGAAUAUCUUUACAUGUCAAUGAAAUCCUGUGUUCUCAAAGAGACUUCUGACCAGUCCACCGAGAGCAAAGAGAAAUCCCCGGCCCUUCCAGAAGCACAGAAGGAGGGGUUUCAACUACAAGAACAAGGCUCUGGAAAUGAUGUAUGGCUUUCAUCCGCCAAUUCAGAAGCACAGGCCACAGAUGACCAAAGGGAGCCGGUCUCACUCACGCUCGUGCAGUUGUCUAUAUUAAUCAAUAACAUCACUGAUGAAAGCCAAGUGGAGAAACUGGAUGUAUUCCUCUCUCCUCCUGACAUCACAAAUUAUUUGGCUUUCAUAGAAGCUGCAGGACGGAUAUGUGUAGCCCAGUGGGUAGGCCCCCCACGCCUGGGGUGCUUGUUUUGCCAUGGAGAUCACCUUUUGGCUGUGAAUGACCUGGAGCCCCAGAGCCUGGAGGAGGUAUCCUUGUUUCUCAGUCGGUCCAUCCAAAAGGAGAAAGUAAAACUCACCAUCGGACGGAUCCCAAAUUCGGAGAAAUUCCAUGCGAUUGCCUGUAUGUGCCCAUCAAAAUACCAGACUACUGCCCCGUUUCAUCUGGAUAACCCUGAACUGCAGCGGGCGCCAAAGAGAAGUCCAGCCAUCAGAAAGGGCCAGCAGAAAGAAAGUGGAGAAUAACAAGCCAGGGAUCCGGCACAGCAGAGAAGGAAGGAAGCCCACUCUGUACCAGGCUUGGCCCCUCACUGCCAUGUCAUACGGGCACACCCCUCUGAAUUUCGGCAUCUGCAUCCUGACAGUGUCCCCUCUCUGAUGAUAUACCUGGGAGAUGGAAAGGAUGAAAUAGGUUUCAUGGAACUCUGGAACACAGCGAUGGAAACGCUUAUUAUCUCAAAGACCACAAGCUUAGAUGGUUCCUCAUCUCGAAUCCACAGUGUGUUCUGUUGAGGUUGUGCUGCACACAAUUCUUUCUUUGUUCAGGAACCAACAGUUGGCUAUACUCAUUCCUGGAAGACAGAUUCCCAAAAGAGUGUGAUAUCAUCGUGCCCUUCCCAAGAACCUCCUGCCUCCUCACUCCCAUGUCCGCAGCGCUAAGACAGAGUAGCCCCUUGGA
This is a messenger RNA of Echinops telfairi (small Madagascar hedgehog), 2274 nucleotides long. It is a transcript of the gene PLEKHS1, whose product is annotated as pleckstrin homology domain containing S1. The coding region runs from base 363 to 1841 and encodes 492 amino acids. The record is from RefSeq and is a predicted model, not a curated record. The transcript is spliced from 14 exons. Lineage: Eukaryota; Metazoa; Chordata; Mammalia; Afrosoricida; Tenrecidae.